CAAACAUAUGUAUCUAUUUGACUAUUUCAUAUUAUAUCAUAGUCUAAUAACAUUGGCUAUACUAUACUAUAUAUAUAUCUCUCUAGAAUUUGCUCUCUGUUGUGUUCUUCUAAAAUGUUCACAUGAAGACGUCAAAUUCUAAAGCUUUAAUGGUGGAGCCUAGGAGGCAGAGAACAUUUAGAUGUAGGUUCCUUUGCAUGCUGUUUUUGCUUUCUGCAGGCUUCUUCAUAGGGAGUGCAUUUGUAGUCACAGAUUACAAAGAGAGGUUUUUGUCAAGGGGAUUCAUUGAUGCUAUGCAGAAUACAAGAUUGAAGACGUGUGAGACUCAGUGCAGGCCACAAGGAAGUGAAUCACUACCUAAGGGUAUUGUUUCCAAGACUUCUGACUUGGAAAUGCGAUCAUUAUGGGGCCCCCUGGAUAAAAAGAAAUCAAAGUCAUCGAUGAACUUAUUGGCUAUUGCAGCUGGGAUAAAGCAAAAAGAAAGUGUGAAUAAAAUUGUAAAGAAGUUUUUGUCCAGUGAUUUUGUUGUGAUGCUUUUCCAUUAUGAUGGCAUUGUGGAUGACUGGAGAGAUUUAGACUGGAGUGAUCAUGCCAUACAUGUUUCUGCCGUCAAUCAAACUAAGUGGUGGUUUGCCAAGCGGUUCUUACAUCCAGAUAUUGUGUCCGAGUAUGCCUACAUCUUCCUAUGGGAUGAAGACCUUGGAAUUGAAAAUUUUAAUGUUGGAAGAUAUCUUAAAAUUAUUAAAGAAGAAGGGCUUGAGAUAUCACAGCCCGCACUUGAUCCUAAUAUAUCAGAGGUGCAUCAUCAUCUCACAGCGAGAGAUAGCAGAUCAAAAGUACACAGGAAGAUAAACAAGUUGAUUGGAGGUGGAAGGAAGUGUGAUGCAAACAGCACAGAGCCUCCAUGCACAGGGUGGGUGGAAAUGAUGGCUCCUGUUUUCUCAAGAGCAUCCUGGCACUGUGCGUGGCAUAUGAUUCAGAAUGACUUGGUUCAUGCGUGGGGCCUGGAUUUUCAACUUGGUUAUUGUGCACAGGGUGAUCGAACCAAAAACAUUGGUAUUGUUGAUUCCGAGUACAUCAUCCAUUAUGGUUUACCCACGCUAGGGGGUUCAGUGGCAAAUAAGACUGAAGAACCUAAUCAAGCUACCCACGAUAUGAGCUCACAUAGUUCAGAGAAAUUGGAAGGAUCACUGUCACAUCAAUCCGAUAGUAGAACUGGGGUGAGAAAGAGGUCCUUUGUUGAAUUAGAGAUUUUCAAGAAUAGGUGGAAAAAAGCAGUAAAGGAGGAUUAUUGCUGGAUUGAUCCAUAUAAAAAACCACCCCAGCAAGGCAAAAGCUAGUUCAUAUUUUAGAACCUUGUUUAUUUCCUUGCAUAGAUAAGUUGAUUGCUGAAGACAUACACAUGAUGAUACAGUCAUUGACCUAAAGUAGUGGGAGGAGGACAGGAACUGCUAUGUAGAAUUCAAGUAGUGCUGAAAUACAUCUUCCCAAAUAUGGCCGAUACUUAGCAAGUUGACAUCGCUAAUAUGGUACAUAUUACUGUAUACAAGUCCUGUGAUCAUUAUCUUGUAAUUUCACUAUUCAUUAUUUGUGAGAAUUUGAAUAAAUACACAAAAUUUUCAAGAUUGCAAGAAUGAAAACCAAAUCAGUUUCGUUUU
Quercus lobata is the source of this 1658-nucleotide messenger RNA. RefSeq lists its product as uncharacterized. The coding region runs from base 123 to 1340 and encodes 405 amino acids. The transcript has 15 exons. The record is from RefSeq and is a predicted model, not a curated record. NCBI's taxonomy places the organism in Eukaryota, Viridiplantae, Streptophyta, Magnoliopsida, Fagales, Fagaceae.